This is a messenger RNA of Desarmillaria tabescens, 955 nucleotides long. RefSeq names its product ras-domain-containing protein. The transcript is spliced from 7 exons. The record is from RefSeq and is a predicted model, not a curated record. Gene Ontology annotation, molecular function: GTP binding; GTPase activity. Gene Ontology annotation, cellular component: nucleus; cytoplasm. Bases 139 to 783 code for a protein of 214 amino acids. Lineage: Eukaryota; Fungi; Basidiomycota; Agaricomycetes; Agaricales; Physalacriaceae. Gene Ontology annotation, biological process: ribosomal subunit export from nucleus; protein import into nucleus.
GCAUGACGAGCGGUGGCUGGGCAGAGUGGUGGCUGCCGACGUGCCGGAAACCUUAUCUGGAAAAGCUGCUCUGUUUUGACUCUUUCAGUACUUUCAUCUUUCCUUCACCUUCUCGUUCUUCAUUCUCCAUUUUCUAUCAUGUCCGACGGCACUAUCCCCACCUUUAAGCUCGUUCUUGUCGGCGAUGGAGGUACUGGCAAGACCACCUUUGUCAAGCGCCACUUGACGGGUGAAUUCGAAAAGAAGUACAUCGCCACCCUUGGUGUCGAAGUCCACCCUCUGUCUUUCUCCACCAACUUUGGUACCAUAUGCUUUAACGUCUGGGAUACUGCCGGCCAGGAAAAAUUCGGUGGUCUCCGAGAUGGGUACUACAUCCAGGGGCAGUGUGGAAUCAUCAUGUUCGAUGUUACCUCCCGAAUCACAUACAAGAACGUUCCCAACUGGCAUCGCGAUCUCGAGCGUGUCUGUGAAAACAUCCCUAUCGUUCUUUGCGGCAACAAAGUCGAUGUUAAGGAGCGAAAAGUGAAGACUGGCGCCGUUACCUUCCACCGAAAGAAGAACCUCCAGUACUUUGAAAUCUCUGCCAAAUCCAACUACAACUUCGAGAAGCCUUUCUUGUGGCUUGCGAGGAAGUUGGUUGGCAACCCAACUCUAGAGUUCGUCGCUGCACCUGCUCUUGCGCCUGCUGAAGUGGCAAUUGACACCGCUCUCAUGGAACAAUACAACAAGGAGUUGGAGCAGGCCGGAGCCGUACCCCUGCCCGAAGAAGACGAUGACCUGUAAUCUGUACGCUGACGCAUUUUGUACCUUUUUCACAACUUUUUUUUAAACAAUUAUAACAUCGCCUACAUUUUGUUACUUUGGCUUCUCCCGCGUUGUAUAUUCCUCACUUCAAGGCAGUUCUCGACGUGGAGUUAUUUGGCUUGCUUAGAAGAAUAUGUAUGAUGUGGAAAUG